Messenger RNA from Lotus japonicus, 2254 nucleotides. Its product is annotated as glycosyltransferase BC10-like. The record is from RefSeq and is a predicted model, not a curated record. The transcript has 2 exons. Gene Ontology annotation, cellular component: membrane. The coding region runs from base 816 to 2021 and encodes 401 amino acids. Gene Ontology annotation, molecular function: glycosyltransferase activity. Lineage: Eukaryota; Viridiplantae; Streptophyta; Magnoliopsida; Fabales; Fabaceae.
UUCAUAGUUUGAAAAUUGCUUUAACCAAUAAAGCUAUACCACAAAGUAAUGGUCAAGAAAAUAUCACAGUUAUGGCGGCCACGUAACUUGGUCUUCAUCGACAUCGUGAAUUCGUGAUCCUAAUUUUCCUAUCACAGACUUACCAGAUGCUAGUGACUGCAUAAUCUGUAUUGUCUUCAAUAUUAACAUUUUCUUUUUGGCUCUAUUUAAUGUAACAUUCUUUUUAAUGUAACAUUUGCCACUUCCAAUUAGGUGUUUCCCUAUGUAUAUUAUGCUAUACAAAAUAUGAUUUCUUUUUUAACAUAAAGUUAAUUAAUCCUCACCUACUACAGGUUUCCAAAACAAACAAAUAACAGUUAAGCGUUGGAAGCUGUUUUUAUUAAGGUGGGCACUCACUGAAGACAGAAAAAGAGAAAGCUUAACCAGUCUUCAAAGGGUUCCUAAAUUUAUUUAUCUCUAUAACAUUCAAGAACUUUCUUCAUAUUUCGGAUUAAUUACUCUUUUUCUGAUCCUUUCCUUUAUUUCUUUAAAAUUGAUUUGAUUUUAAUCGUUUUUAUUGUGAUUUAUGAUGAUUUAUACGUUUCCUAUAUUGUUUUCAUGACUUAACUUUCAAGCAUUAAACCGGUUCCAUUAGCCAUAGAUCUAUACCAAACGUAUUCCUGUAAUCAUUCUUCUUUAUGAAUGAAUAUCCGUUACCCUUGGUUCACAAGAAAACUAAGCUUUUUUUUAGAUUCUUAUUCUACAUACCCAGAUAAUUUUCUCAUGAGUUAGGAGAUUUUCUAUCUUUUUUUCUUCCUUCUUCUUAGCCUUGAAAAAUGAAGAGCUCAAGUAAUCAAUAUCCAUCAAAUUAUGCUUCCAAGCAUUUGAGUUCUCAUUUCCAGCUUCUUCGUUACCUCGGUUUUCUCCUCCUUUUGGCCUUUGGUGUCACCAUUGGAAUGAUCAUCAGCUUCUAUUACAAAAGCUGCACAAUUAGUCUUCAGUUCUCUCAAUUCUCCCUCUCUGCAUCACAGAAACCGCCACCGGUAUCACCACCACCGCCACCAAUACUGCAACCAAUUAAAAGACCAAAAGUAUCCCAUGUCAGUCAUAUUGCAGGAUUAAAAGAGUUCCUUCAGCCUUCUCAUGUCAUUCAUGAUAUGAGUGAUGAAGAACUGCUGUGGAGGGCUUCCAUGACUCCUAAGAUUCAUGACUACCCGUUUCGCCGAGUUCCCAAGGUGGCCUUCUUGUUCUUGGUGAGGUCCAAUGUGCCUUUGGCUCCUUUGUGGGAGGUGUUCUUCAGAGGACAUGAAGGGUACUUCUCUAUUUACGUGCAUUCCCAUCCAUCUUACAAUGGAUCAGACAAGAGUCCUUUGUUUCGUGGCAGGAGAAUUCCCAGUAAGAUAGUGGAAUGGGGCAGAGUGAACAUGAUGGAAGCCGAGCGUCGCUUGCUGGCCAAUGCGCUUCUUGAUUUCUCAAACCAGCGAUUUGUUCUCAUAUCAGAAUCCUGCAUACCUCUCUUCAACUUCUCAACAAUCUACUCUUACUUAAUGAACUCCACCCAAAACUAUGUCAUGGCAGUCGACGAGCCUAGCGCAGCGGGGCGCGGCCGGUACAAAAUCCAAAUGUCCCCUGAGAUCACCCUCAGACAAUGGAGGAAAGGUUCUCAGUGGUUUGAAAUGGACAGAGAGCUUGCCCUGGAAGUGGUAUCAGACAGAAAAUACUUCCCAGUUUUUCAAAAGUACUGCAACAGUGGCUCAUCAUGCUGUGCAGAUGAACACUACUUGCAAACAUUUGUUAGCAUCAAGUUCUGGAAGAGGAAUGCAAAUAGGAGCUUGACUUGGGUUGAUUGGUCGAAGGGUGGGCCACACCCUGCUAAAUUUGUGAGACCAGAGGUCACUGUUGAGUUCCUAGAGAGUUUGAGGAAUCAGACAUGUAAGUAUAAUGGAAAUAGCAAAAAUGUUUGUUAUCUGUUUGCUAGGAAAUUCUUGCAUACUUCACUGACAAGGCUCAUGAGGUUUGCUCCACAGGUCAUGCACUUAUAAAAUAAUAAAUAAACAAAGAAGCAUAGUUAGCAGUAGCACUAGACCAGUUGUUAAAUUCAUUCUACUCAACUUGUGUUUUCAUUUUCUUGUAUAGCUUCUUCCUCUGAUCAUCAUAUAGUCAACUUGUUGCAUAUAUCUCUGUUAAUAAGUUUUUGAUUAAGUUCCAUAUCUCUUGUAACAAUUUAAGAUUCAAAGAAUAUCAGAUGUAUUAAUAAACAGCUUCAUUAUUAGUA